AUGGCACACGACGCUGAUCCAAGCAACAAACGACCACUCGAAACUGAAGAACCAGUUGUAGAACAACAAGACGAUGAUGACAUUGGCCCCAUGAUGCCACCUCCACCAAGUGAAGCACCUCCCAAAAAGAAACGAGUUCUUGCACAUGAAAAGUUGUUCCUGUCACACUUGCCCAACGCCGAUAUGUAUGAAAGAAGUUAUAUGCAUCGAGAUACGCUCAAUUACGUUGCCGUUUCACCAGACAACGAUUUUAUCAUCACAACAUCCGUGGAUGGUCAUCUCAAGUUUUGGAAAAAGACUGCAAGCGGUGUAGAGUUUGUCAAGCAUUAUCGCGCCCAUUUGGGUACCAUUGUUGGUAUCAGCCUAUCUGCAGAUGGCGAGUUGCUGGCUACAAUCUCGGAGGAUCAAGCUCUCAAGGUCUUUGACGUGACCAAUUUUGAUAUGAUCAAUAUGAUUAAACUCGAUUACAAGCCCAAAGCUGUGUGCUGGAUUCAUCAGCGUGGACAAGCCCAAGCAUUCGUUGCCGUAUCCGAUGCUGACAGUCCAAAGAUCAAUAUUUAUGAUGGCCGAGCUGACAACAAGCCCCUACAUACUAUUACCGACAUGCAUUCACAACCAGUACACUUGAUGGCGUUUAAUGCAACGUUCGAUUGUGUGGUCUCGGUGGAUACGAAUGGCAUGGUGGAAUAUUGGCAACCAGAGGCACCUUUUGAAUUACCACGUAGUCUGAAAUUUGAAAUGAAAUCGGAAACGGAUUUAUACGAAUUCCGCAAGAACAAAUCAGUACCAACGUCAAUAACGUUCUCGCAAGAUGGUCGCCAAUUUGUCACUAUGAGCUUCCCCGAUCGACAAGUCCGCGUAUUCAAGUUUCUCAGCGGUAAACUCUUUCGCAAAUACGAUGAGAGCAUCCAAGUUAUCAGUGAGAUGCAACAAGCUGGUACUGCUAUUCACAAAUUGGAUGACAUGGAGUUUGGACGGCGGUUAGCUGUGGAUCGUGAACUUGAAAAAUCACCGCAAGCCAACUUUGUCAAUGCUGUGUUUGAUGAGAGUGGCAAUUUUAUUAUAUACGCGACGUUGCUCGGUAUCAAGGUCGUCAAUAUUCGCACAAACAAGGUUGCUCGGCUGAUUGGCAAGUCAGAGACACAUCGUUUCCUCAACAUGGCAUUGUAUCAAGGUGCACCAAAGAAGAAGGGUGUUUAUACUUUGGCAAUGGCUGCUUCAGAUAAUGCGACACUCAGAGAAAGUGAAAUGCUGGAUCCCACAUUAUUCUGCACAGCAUUCAAACGCAACCGAUUUUUCAUGUUUACAAAGCGAGAACCUUACGAGGAUGAGAGUCAAAAGGGUGAUCGUGAUGUAUUUAACGAGAAGCCAUCCCGAGAAGAGCAAACUGUGGCAGCUACUCAAGAACGCAAGCAAGUGUUGGGCACCCAUGCCAUCAUUCGUACGACACGAGGUGAUAUCCAUAUUCGACUUUUCCCUGAUGUAGCACCCAAAGCUGUUGAGAACUUUGUGACGCAUUCCAAGAACGGUUAUUAUGAUAACCUCAUCUUCCAUCGUGUUAUCAAGGGUUUCAUGGUUCAAACGGGUUGUCCAUUUGGUGAUGGCACGGGUGGUGAAUCUAUUUGGGGAGAUGACUUUGAGGAUGAAGUGACACGUGAUGUGCGGCAUGAUCGACCCUACACUGUGAGCAUGGCCAAUGCGGGUCCCAACACCAAUGGAAGUCAAUUCUUUAUUACAGUGGUACCUACGCCUUGGUUGGAUAUGAAACAUACAGUCUUUGGUCGAGCUACAGCAGGCAUGGAUGUUGUGCACGAGAUUGAAAAUGUCAAGACCGACAAGAACGAUAAACCAUAUGAUGAUGUCAAGAUCAUUAAUAUUGAAAUUCGAUAA
Lichtheimia ornata is the source of this 1890-nucleotide messenger RNA. Its product is annotated as peptidyl-prolyl cis-trans isomerase cyp15. Bases 1 to 1890 code for a protein of 629 amino acids. The transcript is spliced from 15 exons. NCBI's taxonomy places the organism in Eukaryota, Fungi, Mucoromycota, Mucoromycetes, Mucorales, Lichtheimiaceae. The record is from RefSeq and is a predicted model, not a curated record. Gene Ontology annotation, biological process: protein peptidyl-prolyl isomerization; protein folding. Gene Ontology annotation, molecular function: peptidyl-prolyl cis-trans isomerase activity; protein binding.